Molecule: messenger RNA, 3552 nt
Organism: Durusdinium trenchii
Lineage: Eukaryota; Dinophyceae; Suessiales; Symbiodiniaceae
Source: the annotation of a GenBank genome assembly
AUGGCCUCCGGCUCGGCAGAAGACCCUGCAUGGUUAGUGGACAUGAUCAUUCAGUUUGUCAGCUCUCCAUCAUGGAAUGAACCUAUCAACAGUUUCGUGGCGGAGAAGUGUGUGAUCUUCGACAACCUUGAUGACGAGAUGAAACACGAGUACAUGGAGUGCCACCAAGAGUUUAGUGGAUUGGUGGAGAGCCUUCUAGCAGCACACCUGCUGGAGGUGGACAUUGCGCCCGAGGACUUCGAACGACAGGUCAUGGAAAGUGGAUUGAAAGAUGAUGAGCGGAUGCAGGGGGUGGUCUCGCAGUUGAUGGCUGCAGAAGACUUCUUGACCUUCAGGGACAUGAUGCUAAAACAUCACAUGCAGAUGCAGCAGGCAGCCGAAGGCACCUAUCAUGGCCCAUCUGGCAUGACACCAGAGGAGGAGAAGUUGGCCAACGACGCUGCCAUUGCAGCAGCCAUCGCUGCAGACGCCUCCACCAUGGAGGAGCAAGCGUCUGCUGUGGCCCGCGGCGCCCACUCCGCCCCCAGCGCCGCGUCGGCGCCGCCGCCGCCGCCGGCCUCCGCCGAGGAGGAGCGGGCGUUCGGCGCCGCGGGCGGCGCGUACGGGCGCGCGGUGUAUGGAGGGCAGAAGAAGCCGGCCAGCAACGAGAAGGCUGCAGCGAUCCGGAAGAACUGGGUAGCCACGACGGGCACCAACUUCGCGCUGCGCUUGCCUCUGGCGAGUGACUACGACAUUGGUGAAGCUUGGCCACGUGCAAAGAUCAUUACCUUUGACGGUGCUUGCGACAGCACACAGCUGCACGGAUCGGUCGGAAGAGCCCAGCGCCUUCAGGCCAAGGCCAAGCUGGGCCUAGCUGGGCCGCUGCGCUACCCAGUGGGGAAGUGUGAGCCUCCGCCCACGGUCACCGUGUCCAGCGGCUCAUGGGGCUCGGGACGCGAGCUCAUUUGGAGCGGAAUUGCGGUCAAUCGAGUUGGGGCCACAGGGAGCGUCGCUGACCGCUUUCACGUUUGCUACUGUGACCGGCAUUAUGCUUGGGCCUUGGUGACAGCGUCCAAGGCCUCUACCUGUGUGGCUUGGGUGAAGGUCGGCCAGUUACGGGUCAGUGGCCCCCAAGGCGCUGGUUCCCUCAGGUUCGUGGCCAAUCCCGCACAGCCAAGCCAGAUUUCGGUGCAGGGCAUUGGCCUAGCUUGCUGGAUGCAAUGGCACGCGGCACGCGGAGGCCACAGAAGACAGGACCAGCAGCCGUCCCACGGCCGGCUUCGCAUUGUGAUCCGAAUCAUUCCGCAGAACGUGGGCUGCAUGGCCAUCAGCGAGUUCACGGCGGCCUUCGACUUCCGUUCCGGUGCUGCGAGCAGUGCGCUGGGGCGAAGGAGCCUCAGUCAUGACUGGUAUCGGAUCCGGAACUGGACCUUUUUUCUUUAUUCGGAUCUCCAGAUAGCUACGGCAGCCAUCCAGCAGGGGAAUGGCACCGAAGCCACCUGGGACAUCCUCAUCGGACCUGAGGGCACGUACAAUGCCGCGUGUGCUGGUGUGGUGGUACUGAAGGCACUUGCACACAGCAGGGCGUCUGAGUUGCUGCGGAAUGCUGCGGAGUUGCUGGGUAUGGCACGGACCAGGCCCAACGACUUCGCGGUGCAGCUCGGGACCUUGUCCGUGGCCACGCGGCGGGACUGCGAGGCCGCAGAGCCGUGUGAAACCGUCCGUGUGGCGCAGCGGUGGAUGGUUCUUGAAUGCCUGACGUGCACCUUGGCGAUUUCGGUGGCAGUCGAAUUCACCACCGAGAGGGAUGGAGAAUGGGAGUUCCGGAACUGGUUCUUCGUGCUGAUGCCAACGAAGAAUCUAGUUGCGUGGCUCGUUUUCGUGCUUCCAGGAGGAGCUGCGGCUGCUGGCCGUCAGAGCCGGCAUGAACUUUUGCGGCGUGAGAUCAGCAGCGAUGGUGAUGUUGCGCUGAUGCGGGGAUAUCCUCAGUCUUCCAGCUGCGAAGACAAGAUGUCAAAGUAUGAAUGCAAGGGUGCUCGAGGUUAUGAUCAGUCUUGCAUCUUCCACUGCGCCUAUUUGACGCCCGACGUGCCCACAGGUCGCUGGGUGGUGACACUUCUGGAGACGAAGGAGGAUGAGAACGACAUCUCGAUCAGUGACUGGGAUAUGCCUGCCAUACUCGUCGAGAAGCCAGUGACCGUUCGAGUGAAGAGGUUUCCAUCCAAAGCGGAGCUUCAAGACUAUGCGCGUGGUUGGACUGCAGAGCACCGGCGCGGUUUGAGUGUGCUCUUCCGCGCCUUAUGGCAAGACCGCUGGGCGCACGCCUUAUUCGAUGGCUUGUAUCCAGCUUACGUGUCACUCUCCAGGUUUGGCCUUGCUGACCAUGCCUUUAUGCCAGUGGUUUUGCUGUCCAACUAUACAGAGGAUGUGGACUGCAGGAUGUUGGAGUCGCAAUUGUUGGGCCUCUCAGGGCAGGGCAUUUUCACCGGAAGUGCCUGUCAAAUGGAAGAGGCCAUCCGGCUCUUUGCUGGCAAAGGAGCCCAGGACUCGGAGCUCUUUCGCAUCAACGGCCUUUGGGAGGAGCUGCAAGGAUCCGCGCUCUUGUUCGAUCAUUUGCUCAGUGGCAGUGCCCAUCUAGGCGAAUAUGCCUCCGUCUUGGCCCUGCCAGGCAUCCAGGAGUCGGACGACACCUUGGGCCGCUUCGGCGAUCGCCUCUACGCCGCGCUCGUCGCACCGCGCGGAGCGCUCGCGGCGCGGGAAGUGGUCCGCCCGAUGCCGAGCAACAGGUCGACUGGCCGGUUGCAGGUGUUGAUUACGGCCAACAAGCGUAUGUUGCCGGAGGAACUGCUGGAGAUGUCCAAGUUGGCAGGUUUGCGCGGCUCCGGCGACUUGCUGAUGAAUAUCAGUUUUGUGGACUGGUCGAAGGUGCAGCCCUUCAAGACUCAACUGGAGCUGUUGCGAAGAACGGAUGUGCUGGUCUCGGGGAUCGGCACCGCGCUCUUCUACUCGGCCUUCUUGCCACCGAACUCUGUUUGCAUCAAUACCGGCUGGCGGGAUCCUGCGCAGAUUCCCACAUAUGGGGAGGACGUCCUAGGCAUGUCCAACCGCCGCUCGCGGUUCUUAUACCUCCCCCUGGAGAAAGUGAGACGGGGCGUUACUCCCCAUGACGUUGAAGAGGAGAUUCUUCACGCCGCGCGCUUGAUCGCCCAAGGCCUCGCGAAGCCCAGUGGUCCCGAAGAGAACUGGUCGAUCUUCGGGCGCAUCAUGGGGGAGUUGCAGCGCCGCAGCGGCCCGUCCCUGCGGGGCCUCGAGGGACGAGAGCAAGACGACGGCGGCUUCCUGUGUCACCAGAGGCCCACCGGACAGACCUCGUUGUCGGAUUUGGUUUUCGAGCGAAGAUUAGAUGCGAAGAACUUGCUCUUUCAGCCUGGCUACACCACGCUGACUGACGCCUGCCAACUGGAUGUCGCCUUGCUCCGUCAGAUCAAGCGCAAGUACAACCUCACAGAAGCCUUGGGCCUUCCACCUAUGGAGUGUGAGUGUGUGGCGUGCGAAGCAUGCGGUUUUGGCUGA